Messenger RNA from Lepus europaeus (European hare), 4111 nucleotides. It is a transcript of the gene ANGEL2, whose product is annotated as angel homolog 2. Bases 794 to 2362 code for a protein of 522 amino acids. Gene Ontology annotation, molecular function: 3'-5'-RNA exonuclease activity; mRNA 3'-UTR binding. Lineage: Eukaryota; Metazoa; Chordata; Mammalia; Lagomorpha; Leporidae. The record is from RefSeq and is a predicted model, not a curated record. The transcript has 9 exons. Gene Ontology annotation, biological process: 3'-UTR-mediated mRNA stabilization.
GGGUGCGGGCGGCCCGGCUCGCCACGCGCGCAGCGUUCGCUCGCUCACUGGCGUGUGAAGUGGCUCAAACUUUACUCACGCGUGUCCCAGCCUCCCGAUCCGUCUGCGUUGCUUCCUGGGUGGUGGUCUAUAAAUUGUCUAACUUCAAACCUGCCAAAAAAAAAAAAAAAAAAAACCCAGAGCCCUUCAAUAGGUGCCGCCUGUAGCGUCGUCCUAAGCGGUGUCCGCGGGAUGUUGGAUCUGAUGUACUGAUUAUCUUCCUUCUCCUAAAUAAACUUCAACGUAAAUCCUUAGAUCUUACAAACGAAAAAGUUUGUGUACCCUGCGAAACCGACCUGUGUGGCACGCGUGGGAAGCACAGCACUGAGUGAAUUAUUACGUAAGGCCUGGGGAUCUGCUUUUAACGAUUGAAUUCAGCAUUGUUUCCUGAGUACCAGCUAUGGGCCAGGCGCUGUGCUAGGCACUUGUGAAGAGGCCAGGGUUAAAACGAAUUAGAAGACUGGCCCUGCAGGACCUCAGAGUCUAAGAGGAGAAGACAACUGUAUGAUGAACUGCAAAUACAGGGAAGAAGUGUUGCUGUGUUUUAUUCCAGCAAGGUGGCUUGUUAGGAUAGAAAACGCGGGGACCAACUGCCUACAGCUCAAUGGUUUGCAGAGCUGGCACGAAGCAAGAUAGUGCAGCAUGCCUGGGUUUAAGAUGGACAAGUUGAUUUUUGAGAACAAAAAUGUAUAAUAGUAAAUUAGAUGCUGUUAAAAUGUAAAAACGUGACAUAAAAGCCAAUAACAGAUACCCCAUGUUUUCCCAUCACCCGAGGAGUCUGGGCAGAGACUGGACUACACCGUGGGAGAAUCUGCAGAGGUGUUGCUGGAACAGACACAUUUCUAGUUGUAUGAGGUGGCCUGGACAUUAUUCUCGUGCUCCUUACCCAUACUUCAGUAGUAGGCACUUCUCACUCAAUUGGAGGCCACCCUGUUUGUCGGAGUCUAGAACUCCAUUUCAGUACUGUAGCUGGAGACCUGACAGCCUCAGCCAGACGUCUCUGAUCCAUCUCUCUAGUUACGUCAUGAACUCUGAGGGAGAUGAGCCUUCGUCAAAACGAAGAAAGCACCAAGGGAUGAUAACACGGAAUUGGGAAUAUAUAUGUAACCACAAUAAAGAAAAAACGAAGAUCGUAGGAGACAAAAAUACUGAGCCCCACUGUGAAGACAGUGAGAACCAGUUCGAUUUUUCAGUGAUGUCCUAUAAUAUACUUUCACAAGAUUUACUGGAAGAUAACUCACACCUUUACAGACACUGCCGGCGGCCAGUAUUACAUUGGAGUUUUAGGUUUCCCAAUAUUCUGAAAGAAAUUAAACAUUUUGAUGCCGAUGUACUUUGUUUGCAAGAAGUUCAGGAAGAUCAUUAUGGAACAGAGAUCAGACCAAGUUUGGAAUCGUUGGGUUAUCACUGUGAAUAUAAGAUGCGGACAGGAAGAAAACCUGAUGGUUGUGCCAUUUGCUUCAAACAUUCCAAAUUUUCUCUCUUAUCAGUGAACCCAGUGGAAUUCUACCGGCCUGGUAUUCCUCUGUUGGACAGAGACAAUGUUGGAUUAGUUUUACUCUUGCAGCCCAAAAUUCCGUGUGCUGCCUCCCCUGCAAUCUGUGUAGCUAACACACAUCUGUUGUACAAUCCAAGGCGAGGGGAUAUUAAGCUGACCCAGCUGGCCAUGCUACUGGCAGAGAUUUCCAGUGUGGCCCAUCAGAAAGAUGGCAGCUUCUGUCCUAUUGUUAUGUGUGGUGACUUUAAUUCUGUUCCUGGUUCCCCACUCUAUAGUUUCAUAAAGGAAGGAAAAUUGAAUUAUGAAGGACUUGCCAUUGGAAAGGUAUCUGGCCAGGAACAGUCUUCACGGGGACAAAGAAUUUUAUCUAUUCCAAUUUGGCCCCCAAACCUAGGUAUCUCACAGAACUGUGUGUAUGAGGGGCAGCAGGUACCAAAAGUAGAAAAGACAGACUGUGACCUGACCCAGACACAGCCGGAGAAAACAGAGGCCCUAGUGACGGCUGAAAAGUUAUCUUCAAGUUUACAGCACCAUUUCAGCUUGUCAUCUGUUUAUUCACAUUACCUUCCUGACAGUGGCAUUCCAGAAGUGACCACCUGUCACUCCCGAAGUGCCAGAACUGUGGAUUAUAUUUUCUACUCUGCAGAAAAGGAAGCUGUUACCGGACACCAAGGAACUGAAGUUGCUCUGGUUGGUGGCUUGAAACUUCUAGCUAGACUGUCACUUCUUACAGAACAAGACUUAUGGACUGUGAAUGGACUUCCAAAUGAAAAUAACUCUUCAGAUCAUCUGCCUUUGUUGGCUAAGUUCAGACUUGAACUCUGAUUCUUCAAUUACAUAAUUUCUAUUCUUUUUCAGAAAUGUAAAGUUUUUCUUAGUGUUUGCAUGUUCAUUUUUGUGCUGUGGCAUUUUGAAGAAGUUACGUUAACUGCUUGAAACAUAUCAGGAGAAAUGAGUUUACAAAAAAUGUUUUUUAAUAAUGAAAACUAUUUUCCUGACCGUUGAGAUCUCAAUAUUCUUUAUUGUAAAAGAGUUGUAAAUAUUUUUUAUUUCGAACUCCAGUAAAAUUGACAGUGAUUUCUAAAUACAGCGCAUCUUCUUUAGCACCUUCUCUUCAUAAGGAAUGUCGUGUUUCGGGCCGGCUUCGGAGCUGGUGUGUGAGUUCUUGCAGAGAGCUGCUUUCACUGGGAGAGCCCUGUGUCUGCUGAGUCCUCAGUACUCCAACUGAGCAGUCACUGCAGGGCUUGAUUUUUUUUUAAGUUGUACAAAGUGCUUGAUUCAGCCUAUCACUGUCAUGAGCCAUGUAAUAUGCCUUCAUUGUGUUGAGGACAUAUUUGGGUUACAGACCCCCAUCUCUAGGGAGAGGGCCUUUCCACAAGCCCACCCUUUCCAUUCUGUACCAGACAGGUGAGCCUGAGAGAGGCAGAGAUUUGGGGGUUAAAGCUGUUUCCCUAGCAUUUUUUUUUUCCUUCUAUUCAGUUUCAAGAAAAGAUCCCUGGGUUGAGGGAGGGAUUUUAUUUUACUAAACCCACUCUGUAGAAAUUUGUGAGGAAAACUGUCUUUGGGACAUAGUGGCAGCUGUAAGAUUAUUUUUGUUAGUCUUCUUUUGCAAUGCCACACCAGCAUGAGAUGGUGUUUACACUGUUAAGUGGUUACAGCGGGUCUGAUAAAUCCUGUAGUUGGUUCUGUAUCAGUGUUUGAAUCAAGAAAAUUUAAAACGUAAAAAGUGGAACUCUUUUUUUAGACAGUAGGGUCAAAGAAUUACAUGCAUUUUUGCUAAACAGUCAUUUUGCAUUGAAUUAUAAAUGUUUCUGCAGUGGGUUUUUUUAAUAGAAUGCUUCAUCUUAAAUUGGAAAACUAAUAAUAUUGGACUUUAAACUUUUUAUACUAAGGUAUUUACUACAAUUAUUUUUGAAAAAUAAACGAUGAAAGUCUGAGAAGGCAUGUGAGUUAUAAAGAUUUGCCUGGUAAAAUUGUAAUAUGCGAGUACUUUUCUCACUGUUUUUUGGGUUUUUUUAAUAGUAUUUAUUUACAGGUUUUUCCACUUUUUAGUAGAAUGCAGAAUAUUGUGAUACAUCCCAAUUGGCAGAUGUAGUGAUCACCAGCUUAUACUGAUAGUAUAAUUACCCCUUUUUAGUAUUAGGGAAAGGGAAAUGAAAAUAACUGCUUUGUUGUGUGUGAAUUUCACGAAUAACAUUAUUUAUGGGUCGUGAUACUCUAACGUUGCUGAAAACCUCUGAAAAUUUAACUUUUUUAUAUCCUGUUUAACAUAGUUUCAUGUGCUUCGCUUUUAUGGAGUUAAUCUAUGAAAUCGCUUUCUACUUUAGCUUACCGAAUGAAGUAUUCUUUUGUGGACUAGGAGUCAAAGGGUCAUUAUGACCUCAUAGAUUUUCAGAACUUCACUAAAAAUAAUUAUCCACUUGUCUAUACUUUUGUUUUUAAUCAAAAGAGUCCAUGAGUCUGCUGGCGCUGUUAUUUACCUGCCAAAACAAUUAAAUCUAGUUCAUUGCAGAAACUGAAUCUCUCAGUCUCAAGUGUUAUACUAUCCAAGUUUUAAAUAAAAAGGGAAAUUGA